AUGGCGAACAGUGGAUUUGGUGGCGGAUACGCGUCCCGCAACGGCCUGACGCGGAGGGAGCCGCUGUUUGGCGCCCCGGGCACCAGCAAGAUGCAGGUGCAGGAGGAGGAGGUGGACAUCGAGGCGGAGAUCGAGGGGCUGCGAGGACAGGUUGGCCAGCUGAAGGAGGUGUCGAAGGCCAUCCGGGAGGAGAACACGUUGCAGGCGAAAAUUGGCGCUGAGCUGGAGAACGCGCUGGUGCACGCGAAGAACAUGUUGCGGAGAGCGCAGCGGAAGCUGGACGUGGCGUACCGCCAGUCGAAGAGCAAUCACCUGCUCUUCGUUGUGCUCUUCGCCGUCGCUGUGCUGUUCCUGCUGUACUUCAUCGCAAAGGUCAUGAGCGUGCUGCGGUGGAUAUUCCGGCUGUGA
Molecule: messenger RNA, 408 nt
Organism: Pedinophyceae sp. YPF-701
Lineage: Eukaryota; Viridiplantae; Chlorophyta; Pedinophyceae
Source: the annotation of a GenBank genome assembly